GAAUUUUCUGAUCACCGCAGAGUUCGCAACCUAUUCCAAAACAAAUGCGAAGCUUGCCUGGAGUACGAGGGUGGGGGUUCGGAUGAAUACGGCUAUCGAACGGGGCGCCAUUAGUGAUUCGUCAGCAUACAACUACCAUGGUGCCUCUACUUAUCUUGCUACCUGCCAUCGUACUGCAUUCGCCACUAAUUAUGAUAUCCACCCUCGGACACUUGACUGUUAGUUGCUGUGCUAUUAGCUGUGUUUUCAUCGGCAUCUGUCUAAAGCUGCUAUUCACUCACAGUAACCGUUGUAUUCUUACGGCACAGUUAACAUCUUUGGGAGUCCUUUCAUUUAUAGAGAUAGCUCCACAUCUUUUAUACAGAAAAGGGGUUAAUAAUGUCGAUCCAUCAAAGGGAAGUCAUGGUAUUGAAUAUACCCCAAGAAAGUAGCACGCCUUAGGGGCCUGGCCUUUGAGGGGCCUGGAGAAACAUAUUAGGAAUUUGUCAUUAGAAUCGUACUCACUACGGAAUAAGAACACAGCGACGAUGACAUGUCCAGGGUAUC
Molecule: messenger RNA, 546 nt
Organism: Suillus plorans
Lineage: Eukaryota; Fungi; Basidiomycota; Agaricomycetes; Boletales; Suillaceae
Exons: 1
Coding region: 138-431 (97 amino acids)
Source: RefSeq, a predicted model, not a curated record